This is a messenger RNA of Fraxinus pennsylvanica, 672 nucleotides long. The record is from the annotation of a GenBank genome assembly. NCBI's taxonomy places the organism in Eukaryota, Viridiplantae, Streptophyta, Magnoliopsida, Lamiales, Oleaceae.
AUGGAAUCUUCUUUAGACACAGAUGGGAUUAUGCUGCCACAAGAUAUUGAGAAUUUAUUCUUUAGAGCCAGUGGCUUGAGGGGUUGCUUAUUAGAUGAAUGUCCAAUUCCGAAUUCUGUUAGAGAAUGCGAAAUAUGUGAGGAGGAUAAAAUAGAGUGCAUUAUGAGGUUAGAGGAAGCAUUUAGUUGGGUUCCAUUCCAAAGCCUUGAAACGUUGUCACUGAGAGCAUUGCCAAAUUUAAUUGGUCUCUUCAAGUGGGAAGCAGUUGUACCUCUUCCACCUGGCACAUUUUCCUGUCUCAGAGAGUUGUGUAUUGAAGUUUGUGGUAAAAUCAAGAAGCUUUUCCCUCAGAGUUUGGUACAUAAUUUCCAUAACCUCCAAUCGUUGUUUGUCAGUAAAUGUGUACAAAUGGAGGAGAUAAUAGAAGAUGACAACAAUGAAGGAGCUGAUAUCACAUUGCCAAUGUUAAAAGAAUUGUAUCUGUAUAAACUGCCACAACUAAAGAGCAUCUGCAAAGGAAAGAUGAUUUGUGAUAACAUUGAGGACAUUCAUUUGGACCGCAUUAAAAAUAUAAAGAAAUUGCCUUUAUAUUUACCGUUUCUCAAUGGACAACUAUCUCCUCCCCUACGUCUUAGAACAAUCGAGAUAGACGAAAGAGAUAAAGAAUGGUGA